Messenger RNA from Frieseomelitta varia, 4955 nucleotides. RefSeq names its product protein artichoke (gene atk). NCBI's taxonomy places the organism in Eukaryota, Metazoa, Arthropoda, Insecta, Hymenoptera, Apidae. Bases 73 to 4614 code for a protein of 1513 amino acids. Gene Ontology annotation, molecular function: protein binding. The transcript has 10 exons. The record is from RefSeq and is a predicted model, not a curated record.
UAGACGAAACAUUAUUUUCCAGAAAAUGCGGGGUUGGUAUUUAAGGUCGUGAACCCAGGAUCCAAAUGCGCUAUGAUUGAACUACCGUGGGGUGGAGGCCUCUUUAUAACUGGCUGGUUUCUGACACUGUUCUUUACCAGUGUCGGUGGUCAGUUAGGUUCAGAGUACGGAUGCCCUACUCAAGAGAGGAUUCUACCUUGCAGAUGUUCUACUCGUGACAUGGAGAUUCAAAUAUGGUGCAGUCAUAGCGAGUUGCCAAAAGUUCUCGAGGGAUUGAAGGCAGUGAGCCAUUAUUUAGAUCGACCAGUAGACGAGUUGAUCCUGGAAAACAAUAAUUUACCUAGUCUGCCGGGCAAAGUUUUCGCUACUCUACGUGUUCUUCGUUUAAUGCUUCGAAACAAUCGUCUUGAAAGAGUGUCGUCAGGAUGGCUAGAGGGUCUUCACGAUUCUCUUCUAGAGUUAUUUGUCGUGGAACCGGAUUUACGUUCCUUGCCGAUAGACAGUUUAGAAAAUCUACAAGGCCUCGAAGCGGUGACGUUGCAGAGUAGAGUGAUGAAGAAACUGCCGAAAUUCUCCGGACUGCCGAAGCUUAGAUAUCUGCAGAUUAACUCUCCGGCCCUAUUGGAAUUGGCUCCGAGAAAUUUCCAUGACUUGCCCAAUUUGGAACAGUUCCACGCUUUCGGUAGUCCACGUCUGAUACGCUUAGAAGCUGGUCUUUUUCGGGGCCUACCGCGGCUCGAAUUGAUGAACAUCACGGACUGCGGAGUUCACUGGGUUCACCCUCGAGCGCUAAUAGAUCUGCCAGAAUUGAAAGAGGUUUCGUUAGUUGGAAACUCGAUCGUAGAUGCCGGCAUGAUUGGCCGUGCCUGCAUGGAUCUACCUUCGCUUUCGGUGAUACGGUUGGACAGAAAUCGUAUAAAUCGUCUUAGCGAAGGAGCCUUCACGGACUUGCCCGUUCUCUCUCGCUUGUACUUGUCGAGGAAUUAUAUUACCGAGGUGUUCGCUGGGGCAUUUCAAAGAAUGCCAGCCUUGAAAACGGUUGAUCUCAAUCACAAUCUAAUACACCGCAUACAUCCAGAGUUCUUUCCGCGUAGGCCUGGAAAUAUUUUGGAGGAGAUGUGGCUGAUCAACAACGAUCUGAGCCACGUAACCGAGCUGAGAUCGAUAAUGGAAGCAUUGCCCAGACUGAAGUUUCUCGACGUCAGUCACAAUCAAAUCGAGGAGAUACCUUUUGGGGCACUAAGGGGGCACCUCACACUGGAAAGGCUUCACCUUGAUCACAAUAGAGUGGCCUUUCUGCAGAGAGAAACCUUCACCGCGAUGCCCGCUCUUAGGGAACUCAGAUUGAAAAAUAAUUCUCUGUCAAACGUAUUGGAAGCGCCGUUCUGGAACUUGCCAGCGUUGAAAGGUCUAGAUCUUUCCGAAAACUACUUUCGCCAUCUAGAGCCUCGUUUAUUAGCGAAUUUGCCAAGUUUGAGACGGUUGGAUAUUAGUGGGAACGCGAUUGGCCUCAUAGAGCCUGACUCGUUUUUAGGUACACCUGCUUUAGAGCACAUCAACAUCUCUGGAAACGCGCUCUCUGUUCUUCAUCCACUGACGUUUCAUCAUCUGACUAAUCUCUACGAGUUGGACGUCGGUUGGAAUCGAAUGCUCGAGAUAGUUCCGGGCUUACCGAGAAACAUAGAACACCUUUACAUGCCUAUGAAUCGAAUUAUCGUUCUACCAGCUGUAUCUUCUCAAGAUCUGGAUCUGCCGGUUCUGAGGUCCUUGGACCUCAGCGCGAACGGGAUCGAAAGAAUACCACCAGGAACUCUGACCGAUUUGCCGAAUCUGAGAAAGUUAAACUUCGGUUACAAUUCUCUUCGACUUUCAGAAGACGGCGCCUUCGAGGGGUUAUCGAGAUUAGAGCAAUUAGACUUGAAGUAUAAUCGAUUAGUCACUCUACAUGGACGAAGUUUCCGACCACUGAGAUCGCUGAUGGAUUUGAACUUGCGGGGUAAUCGUUUGGAAGUUCUAAGGCCGGAUAUCUUUCAGGAAAAUAUUCGAUUGCAAAGAUUGGAUCUCAGCAGGAACAACCUUGCGCAAAUACCUCAUGCAACUUUUUCAAGUACCAGAGACCUUCGUGAACUAUACGCGUCGCACAAUACUUUGACCGAGUUACCCGGAUCGUUACACGGCUUAACAGCUCUUCAGGUACUCGACUUGAGCUUCAACAAGCUGAACAUCCUGUCGCCGGAAACAUUGAGCAGCCUAUCGGCCUUGCUCGAGCUCAAACUUGUCAGGAAUCGCAUCCGUGAAUUGCGUGAGGGCGCCUUCGAUGGUUUGCCACGAUUAACGUUAAUCGAUCUGGAAAAUAAUGAUCUCAGAAUUAUCGAAAGAAACGCCAUCAGAGCUCUGCCUGAGCUACAGGCGAUACGACUUGGAAAAAAUCGAUUGCAGAUAAUCCCAAGCGGAGCAUUCACCGAAUUGCCAUUGCUGCAGAGUGCAGAACUUCAGGAAAAUCGGAUUCAGGAAAUUGCCAGUAACGCAUUCAUUAACGUGCCCCACCUUCUCUUUCUUAAUCUAAGCCACAAUCAUUUGCCAUCGUUGGACUACGUCGGCUUAGAGAGCUUGCGUUCCCUGGAGGUUUUGGAUUUGAGCAAUAAUCGAUUGUCCAGAGUGUCGAGCAACAGUUUGGCGUCGAUGGAGUGGCUGGUCGAGCUGAAAAUGGACAACAAUCGUAUUUGUACCAUCCACGGUUCGCCUUUUGAUGAAAUGCCGAGACUUCGAGUGCUCAGUUUGAGAAGUAAUCGAAUGGCUUCCGUUUCGGAAGCUGCGUUCAAAAGAUUGCGAUCGAACAUCGCUGUCUUAGAUAUCGAUGGCAAUCCACUUUCGUGUUCUUGCGGGAUGUUAUGGUUAAGAGGAUGGUUGCAGCAAGCCUCCUCCGAAGGUCCAAGAUGCGCAGAUGGAUCUUUAUUCAAGGAAAUUAGAUUGUCACGUCAGGAUUGUCAACGUGAAAGACAAAUCGACCCGAUCCACCCGGGCUGCGAGGCGGAAAUGAUCGACGUUGCUCCAUAUCCAGUCUCCUCUUCCAUAUUCGGGGCAACGGAGAUGGUGCCACUUCGUAUGAAUUUAAAGGAGUCGUCAACGCGAAAUCCUCCUAAUGCUCAGGAUACCGAUUACUUCUACGAUUAUUCAGAUUAUCAAGAUAGUAAGAACAACGCGUCAAAUGUAACUUUCACGUCGGCUCAGUUUGUGACUACAGUAGCAACGGAUAUCGUGAAAGCCACUCAGACAAUGGAGAAUGUUCAACCUUCGACGAACGAUACUAUUCCUAUAAAAAAAGUGACUUCGAUGCCUCCCUCUCCUAGUAGCUCUGGUUUUACAUUUUUCGGGGUCCCUUUACCUAGCCUCAAUUUCAAUCUUUGGGGUAAUUCGAGGAAAAAAUUCGAGAGAAAGAAUUCUUCGGAAAGACCUGGCAGAGGUCGUUACAGAACAUUCCCACCUACAGAACCGGAAAUUCACAGAGGUGGUUUUAUACCGUUACCACGUGGACAAGGUGGGUUUGUACCUAUCGUUGACCCUAGACUGACUUUCGAGAAACAGAUUAAAAAUGAAACUUCGAAAAUUCAAAAUUCAAACGUCACUCAAGAGGAGAAGAAACGAUGGAAGAAUGGGAAUGGCACGGUUGUGAAAGUUGAAAGGACCUAUCCAAGAACAAACAAAACUAAAGCGGGAUCUAAAGAAAGAGAAGAAUUAUCCACAAUGUCAGUUAAUGAACAAAAUUCUCGUUGGCAAGUAACUGGCGCGAAAAAAAUCAGUCCUGUUGCUAAUAAAACAUCGGAUUCAAGUACCGCCGCAGACGAAUCAUUCCAAGAGACAAAUGAAACUUCGACAUUUACUGAAGUUUAUAGUGGAGAAAGUCUAGAGAUGAUUAGAAAAGCAAGCAAGAACGGAGAAAAGCUACAAAUAGAAGUUGCAAGUAGAAUUGUCUGGACUACUCCAAGAACUGUCUUGGAAAUGACCAAGGAAACAUCGACAGAGACACUGAGAGGAGAAAAAAAUUCAUAUUGGGAUACUGAAGCGAACGAAUUUCAAGAAACGUACAAUCCUGCAAUAAAUGCCAAAAACGAGUCAAUUGAUGAUUCGGGUGUAAUGACAGAACGACCAACUUCUCAUUCAACGUUCUUGGAAAAUCGAAAAAAUAUUUCUUCUACGUCCCAAGUUUCUCGAGAAACAGAAGCAUCGGCUCUUUCAGCGUUUCUAGUUCCAGGAGGUCAAGUGCCUUCAUUGGUUCCAAAUUUGCGUCCACUAGGUAGACCAACGAUAACGAAGGUUCCAUCACCACGUAUUGGUCUUUCUGGAGAAUCAGAAAAACAGAAAUCCGUGGCAGAAGCAGUUCAACGGAACUUGGAAAACGAGCAGGAAAAAUUAUUUGGCAUAGACGGAUCUUCCAAUGAAAAUAGCGAGAUUUUUGCAGACAAUUCCUUCAAUUGGUAUUUCCAACAUUAUAACGACACUAAUUUAGAACCAUUCGUUGGUGUAGCGUACAGUGUAGGUGAAAAGACAAAUGCGGCUCGAUGGACUUUAUUGGGUCAAAUAUAUCUCUCUCUUAUUUUGUACAUUUUCAUAUAAAAACAUGAAAGAUUAAAUAUAGAUGAAAUAUCUUCAGCACAAUUAAUUUAUUAAAUAAUUAAUAUUUGAAGUAUUCUUAAUUACGUGCAAAAUAUUAAUUAAUCGAUGAAGAGACUCCAAGUGCUAUUGGAUCAAUGUCAAAGAGUGUCUUAAUUAUGAAAAACAAGUAGCAUGUGUCCACAAAAGCUUGUUUUAAGGUUCGUAAUAUUGUGCUUCACGCCUAUUGUCAAAUAUGAGAUUUUAUAAUAAGACAGUAAUGCAUAAUUGAUUUAUUAUGCACCUCGUGAUGGUUCUGCUGGUUUCUAUUAAUGAAAAAUAAAUGAAGUUAUAAAUUCGAAUGA